Molecule: messenger RNA, 621 nt
Organism: Penicillium subrubescens
Lineage: Eukaryota; Fungi; Ascomycota; Eurotiomycetes; Eurotiales; Aspergillaceae
Product: mitochondrial 54S ribosomal protein mL61
Exons: 2
Coding region: 1-621 (206 amino acids)
Cellular component (GO): mitochondrion
Molecular function (GO): structural constituent of ribosome
Source: RefSeq, a predicted model, not a curated record
AUGGUGAACCUGUUCAAGCGCAUGCGGAAGCUGAAGACUAUCCUCGACAUCCGAACCGGCACCGGCGCCGCCAUCUUCCCCAGCCCAACCUCCGCCACAAAAGAAUUCCCCCCGGUAACCCGCCUGCACCUCACAUACGCCCGCAAGAUCUACAACGGUCACCAAGGCGCCCGCCACUUCUGGCGCAACUGUCUCCCCCGCCUAAAGUACCACAACCCAGGCGUACGAAUGACCGUCCAACAAACAGACGACCAGGCCGCCCCUCCCGCACUGACAAUCUACUUCGCCGAGCGACUCAGCAGCACCGCGUCCGCGAUCGUCGGCGCCAAAAAUAUCACCGACAAGCACGCGCCGGCUGCCGAGAGCGGCGAGAAGACUGCCGUCGUGGACCUGAAGGAUCUCAACUACAAGGAGAUUUGGAGUCGGGUGCAGGCGUCGACGGGGGCGGAGGAGGUCCCUGCUAGUGCAGAGGAUGAGGCGGAGCGGAAGCGGUUGGAGGCUAUUACGGCUAAGGCUGGGAAGGAUCGUGAGCGCAUAGCGACUAUGCGGCAGGCGAAGAAGGAUCAGGAGCGGAUGUUGGCUGAGGCUCGUGGUGAGGUUGAGAAGAUGAGGGAGCUGUAA